Aphanomyces astaci is the source of this 2715-nucleotide messenger RNA. RefSeq lists its product as hypothetical. The record is from RefSeq and is a predicted model, not a curated record. Bases 58 to 1662 code for a protein of 534 amino acids. Gene Ontology annotation, molecular function: DNA binding. NCBI's taxonomy places the organism in Eukaryota, Oomycota, Saprolegniomycetes, Saprolegniales, Verrucalvaceae. The transcript is spliced from 5 exons.
UUCGUGGUUUCCAUCCAGGUGUGCCGAUCUAACGUUACUACUGUACCAGCGGGCGGCAUGGCAGAAGCAACGGCAGCAGCUCCCGUGGAGCGCCCAGGCCGACAAGGCACAAACCGCACAGCGCACAUCUGGGCACACUUCGUCAAGCGACGAGACCUGGACAAGUACUUCAACAACUGGCGCGUCGAGUGCCGCCACUGUCGCGACGCUUACGACAAGCGGGCGUCCGACGACGACGUUUCGCCGCCCGAGAUUGUUAUCAGCACGACCGUUAAGAUGAUGGCUCAUCUGCGCUGGUGUGUACACGCACGUAAAGUCAUCGGCAACGACAUGCCGCCGUCCCCCGUCAAGGUCGUAGCGCCCAAGCGAAAGUCCACGAGUAGUAAUGGCCACGACGGGUCGCCGUCCGGCACGAAGAAACGCCCGACGCUUGUGAAGAUCCAGCCCUCUGGCGAACCAGUCGCGAAGGAAGCGAGCACGCCUGCGACCGCGUACAGCACGGCGUACAUCUGGGAACACUUUAUCAAGCGCACGGAUAUGGCCAAGUACUACAACAACUGGUACGUCGAAUGCAAGCACUGCCACGACGCCGCCGCCGCCGCCGGGACGACUCCGCCCAAGGUGUUUGUGUCUGCCAUGGCGCGCAUGAAGACGCACCUGUUCAAGUGCGCGCACGUCCCGGCGGACGCGCUCACGGCGUUCCGCAAGGCCGACGCCGACAUGGCGCCCCUCCAGCCCCGCCGCCGCGCCAAAGGACCUAUCUCCAUCUCGUCGCACAUGGUCAGUGCGCUGGCCGUCCGGACGCAGCACCCGACCCGCGCCAACCAGCUCUUCCAUCUCGCACUGCCCUUGGAAGAAGCCAUCGACACGACGACGUUGGAGUGGCUCACACAGUCAUCAGCAGAACGGCCUGCCUGGUUCGCGCUGUCCAAGGUACAAGCCACAGUUGCAACCUCCGACGUGUUGUGCCAAGUCGACCUCGUGUGCAGCCAAGACCUGUACAACCUUCCCCCCCGCUCGUUGGACAAGAUUCAAGCGGCGCUGAUGUCUACAGACCAGCCAGUAGCGUCCCCCCAAUCGUCGAUCCCAGUAGUCGACUCUGAUGCAACCACUUCGUUUUUACAAGCCCCGUGCAAAGCCGAGUUGGCAGUGGACAAGGAAGAAGAUAACUCUAUGGACGUUGAAAACCCCAUCCAAGAUAUGCACACAAGAAAGCGGCCGUGGCCGACAGUGUUGUGGACGCACUUUAUACCUCGAGCGCCUCGGUUGGGAUGGUACUUGGGCGUCGAGUGUCGGCACUGCCACGUGGGCAGCAGUAGGCUUGACCCUCACUCGUUGAAACAAGAAAAAGAAGACCUUCUCGUGUCAUCUCCUCGACGGAUGCGCCGCCAUAUGCAAACCUGCCGGGGUCUGUUCAAGGACGAGGAGGUGGCGGACCCGCCGCCGCCGUCGCCUGAAGAAGACGUCGCCGGCGGUGGCCUCCUCCAUAGGGAAGAAGACCCGAUAGAAGCAUUGGAGUAUGCUGCGAUGGAGUAUGUUGUCGUGCGGAAUGAGCACGAUCCACGGGGAUACAGCCUCGCGCAGCUGGGGUACGAUGUCACAGCCAGCAUGCUGCACGGCGCAGAGGACGCGACCGUCGAACUGACCAUGUUGCGUAUGUGACACUGUAUGCAUGGCAUAUAUCUGACGGAUGUUGAUGUAUGUAUACAUGGGGGUGCAGAAGAGGACGAGGAGGUGCAGCAGCAGCAAGGCAAGGUGUUUACGUUUGGACAAGACGAGAGGCGGCCAGUUAAGGAGAUUGUGUGCAGCGUGGAGCUGCACCUACUGACCACGUCCCCGCCGCAUCGACUCGAACUACCCCCCGACCAACUGUUAAAGGUGCAGAGCAAGGUGGGGUAGGUGCAAGGCCUGGAGAAUAUAACACGUAUGUACCAUAUGAACGAAUAUCUUAGUCGGACAUGGGGUACACAGUGGAGCUGUUGGACGAGUUUAUGUGUCCGCAGUCGUGCCAGGGGGUGUUCAUGGACGACGACGAUGCGACGGACGAGUCUAACAGGUCGGAAUGGAAACUUUGGUCGUGGUCGGAAGGCACGCUGCUGCGGAGAAUGGCGCGGGUGAAGCGGUCGUCGUGGAGGAUGGACGCGGGAAGGGCGCGGUCGUUGUGGUAUAUCGACUCAAACCACGUCGAUGAAGGUGCCGGGGGAGCGAGGGACAUGGACGGAGGAAGGUCCACGGAGAUGGUCGUGUCGGUCGGUUUCGAACGAAAGGAACGCCGACGCCUGUAGAUAUGAGUAGCGAGAACAACGAAACCCAUGACGACGGUGAUGACCACGACGAUGGUGAUGACGUGGUUGUUGCCGACAUCUGAGGUGGUAGGAACGCUAAAAUCGACGGACACGAUGCCCUCGCAUUGAACCACCGUCGACGGAGUCGUCCAAAGCAGGCGCAGGUGGAGGGGGAAUAUGCCUUGUCCAGGUAACGACACCUCCUGGAUCGUAGACGACGAGUUCUUAGCAUCGAGGAAUGGUGCGCACGUGUCUCGGACGCAUGUGGAGUAACGCAUGUCGGAAGUGUUGAUAGAAGGGGAGUCGUACGUCCAAGUGACGGUCGUGUUCAUGCCUUGGAUGGGAGAUCGUUGUUGCUCAAAGAUCAAGGUAUCCUCAGGUGCAACGAUGGUGACCGAUGUAUCGUUGGCGAAGGAUUGGCAGAAGGACG